This is a messenger RNA of Racocetra persica, 395 nucleotides long. Lineage: Eukaryota; Fungi; Glomeromycota; Glomeromycetes; Diversisporales; Gigasporaceae. The record is from the annotation of a GenBank genome assembly.
GAUGUUUCGAACAUGGCGAUGUCGCGUGGUUCCGUGAAGGUCGAUUAAAUGCCUCUUACAAUUGUGUAGAUAGACAUGCCCUUAAAAAUCCUGAUAAGGUUGCUAUCAUUUAUGAAGCUGAUGAACCCGGUCAUGACCGUAAAAUCACGUACGGUGAACUUUUACGAGAUGUUUGUCGUUUCGCUAAUGUGUUGAAAGCUUAUGCAUGCGCUCGUAUCGGAGCUGUACAUUCUGUAGUCUUUGCCGGUUUCUCUUCAGAUUCUUUACGUGGUCGUAUUCUAGAUGCUUCUAGUAGAUUCGUCAUAACUGCUGACGAGGGUCGUCGUGGUGGUAGAACCAUUCAUACCAAACAGAUUGUUGAUGAAGCUUUGUCAGGGUGUCCUGAUGUCGAACGA